Molecule: messenger RNA, 342 nt
Organism: Anopheles marshallii
Lineage: Eukaryota; Metazoa; Arthropoda; Insecta; Diptera; Culicidae
Product: rhodanese domain-containing protein CG4456-like
Exons: 3
Coding region: 1-342 (113 amino acids)
Cellular component (GO): mitochondrion
Molecular function (GO): thiosulfate-cyanide sulfurtransferase activity
Source: RefSeq, a predicted model, not a curated record
AUGUCGAUCGCUACGUACGAAGAGGUGUUGGAUUUGCCCAACCAUCCGGAGAAGCUGCUAAUCGAUGUGCGCAAUCCGGACGAGUUAGCCGAGACGGGCAAAAUUCCCACCAGUAUUAACAUUCCCCUGUCUCAGCUUGAGGACGGUCUAAAUCUCACGGAUGAAGCGUUCAAGAACAAGUUUGGACGUGAUAAGCCCAACUCAGGCACGGAAGUGAUAUUUCACUGCAAGAUGGGUGGACGAGCGCAAAAGGCAACGGAUCUUGCUUCUAGUCUCGGAUUUACCAACGCUCGUAACUAUAAGGGAUCCUGGACGGAAUGGGCUGCAAAGCAGGGAAAGUGA